UCUGUGUUCCUCCUCAGGAGAAAGUGCCAACCCUUGGCACUUCCAGGCUUUUCUCCUGGAGGGGUUGGUGAGAUGGAACGAGGACAGGGCGGCGUCCGCGGCACAGGAGGGUCGUCCGCUGCUCCGCACCUACAGUGGCCCCCUGCAGCACUCCCUUGACCAGCUCAGCCAACGGGUGCUUGGCUCGAGUUUGGUCAGGGACUACACCAAGCCCAGGGAGUACACGGGGGAACUCAUCGGCAUCGAGUACCUGUACUCCCAGACGGGCAGAGUGCUGCAGGACGUCAGCUUGGACCCUGACGUUCCGGACGCGGGUCCACCGCCAACCGAGGAGGACGACGAGCUCGCCGAAGGCCGGCAUGAGUUGGAGGACCUCACACUCCACGUGCCUGGCGAGUUCACCGCUCCUCGGACGGACCCGCGGUCAGGGCAUCCGGCUGACGCACCCGCGCCCGAGCCAUCCCGUCCGACCGAUCCCCCCGAGCCCGCGCCCCGCUCCCCCGGCCGGUCCUCACCAGAGUCUCAGCAGGCCGCUGAGGACUACCGAGGACCAGACGACCAGCCGGGGUACCUGGCCGUGGUCCGCUUGGCCACGGCCUUAGUGGGGCUGCGCCACGAACAGGCCCUGUCCGAGGGGAGGGUAGACGAGCUCAUCGGGCUCUACGAGACCCUGUCCCCGUUCGACAGGGCCCGAGUAGUUUACCCUCCCCGCUACACGGACGGGGCAGCUCGGGGGGGUCGAUUCAUGGCAGCGAAGCCAGGCCACACCAGUAUCCCUGGUGUGGAGAGCCUGCGACGCUGCCUGGUCGGACAGACCUCUGGACCCGCCAGCAGUCCCAGCGCAAGCCGGCUGGUAGAAGCAGUGUGCGUCCAGCUCUGCAACCUGUACCCCACGGGCACCCGUGUGCACGGCGGCGCCCGGGGUACACGGUGGGACAGCGCACUGCUUCAAUACCGCCACAUCCGGGAGCUUGUGCUGGGACACCAGAGGUUGAUGGCUCGGGUUAGGACCCUCUCGCUGUGGUUUACCCGGACGCAGCGAGAGAAGGAGAGGGCUGUGUUGACUCCAGGCGUUGCAGCAGACGGAGGACGACCACCGGCGGCGGCCGCGGCGACAGCGCCGGGCCCGGCCUCAGCGGUGGCGGUGGAUCGUCCGGCGGCAGCAGCAACAGCCACGUCGGCGGUGCCUCAAGGCCGGGCGACGACAGCGGCAGCGAGGGGGGCGGCGGUGGCCCCGGCAGCGGCACCGGCUGUGGCAGCACCGGUGCCUGCUCUGCCAGAGCCAGUGGCGCGCAGACGGCUACUGGCGCCUCGACAGCCCGCCCCCUCGGCUGCUUACCCGGCCUUCCCGCCGACGGCUGCAGCCGCAGCUGCAGCUCCUCUCCUUGUGGACCUCUCACUGCCCCGGCAGAGUGUGUGGGUGCUCCCCCCCCCCCCUCCUGACGCUCCCUCAGACAUUGCCGGCUCCACAAGUCCUCCCUCCGCCGCUGGCCACCGCACAGCACGCUGGCCCUGAGCUGCCUGUAGCCCUGAAAACGGUAGAAAGGAGGAGGCUGAACGCCAAGCGACGGGCGGAGGCACAGCCGGGCACGACCCUCUCUCACCGGGCCGGCGUGCCACAGGCGCAUUUGUGCAGUAAAUGCGGCCAGCCGAGGCGGAGGGAGACCGGACACUCCCGCCACGGCAGAGAAUACUUCUGUUCUGUCGCGGUGGGUAAGAGUGUGGAGGACUGGCUGAGGGAGAAGAAGGAGCGGGACCAGGGAGCCCCGGACUGAUGCACACUCUUGCCGGGGAUGGUGUUGUACAUA
Molecule: messenger RNA, 1808 nt
Organism: Gadus chalcogrammus (walleye pollock)
Lineage: Eukaryota; Metazoa; Chordata; Actinopteri; Gadiformes; Gadidae
Product: translation initiation factor IF-2-like
Exons: 5
Coding region: 746-1516 (256 amino acids)
Source: RefSeq, a predicted model, not a curated record